Molecule: messenger RNA, 1619 nt
Organism: Macadamia integrifolia
Lineage: Eukaryota; Viridiplantae; Streptophyta; Magnoliopsida; Proteales; Proteaceae
Product: fasciclin-like arabinogalactan protein 21
Exons: 1
Coding region: 97-1347 (416 amino acids)
Source: RefSeq, a predicted model, not a curated record
CUCUCAUUUCUUCUCCUUCUCUCUCUAUCACUCGAGCAGUCGAGCUUCUUCUGAUAUUUUCUCUGCAAGAAACUCUAAUUCUUGAAGAUCUCAUCUAUGGCGACUAGUCUGCAACUCAUGGUUUUUACUAUCUCUAUUUUCGUCUCGUUCUACCUCUCGUCGACGAGCGCGGCUGUAAUGAACGAAGGUUCUGCUUCGUCAUUUUUCACUCCUGUUGGAUCACCACUGCCGUCCCAAGAAGUUCAAGAAUCGACCUCUUCAACUGCUCUGUUUCAGACGAUCUUGACGAAUCUCGGCUACUAUCAGCUCGCAUCGGCGAUUCCGUCCCUUUCAGACUCCGCAUUAACAAUCUGGAAUGGUCCUUCAACGCUCUUUGCACCGACAGAUGCUUCCAUCCAAAGCUGCGGUUCAUGUUCCGUAGCACAGCUUCUCCGAGAACACAUGGUUCCAGGGGUAUUCUCUUUCGAUUACCUCGGCAAGCUAGCCUUCGGGACGAAACUCGAGACCAUGAGCCCUGGGCGUUGCAUUACAGUCACGUCGGCGGACAACGGCACAAAGAUCUACAUCGGUGGUGUUGAGAUCACACAUCCAGAUCUCUACAACAAUGGAGUGAUCCUAGUUCACGGUCUACAAGGCUUCGUCGGUCCUCUUCCAGCGUCCUCUUGCAAAGUCGAGAGGAUAACCUCGAUCCCCUUUUCCACGACUCAGCCGCCCGUCGCUGAUCAAUGGCAGUCCCUGUGGCGGAAUACUCUGAUGCAAUUGAUGUUAAGGGACGCCAUGCUUCGACUCCGCAACAAUGGUUUCAACUUUCUCUCUCUUGCUCUGUGGAUCAAGCAUGCAGAGCUACUCAGCCUCAGGAAUAUGACAAUUUUCGCUCUCGAAGACGAAUCGAUCUUUGCCGGAGGACACUCCUUCAUUAGCAGCGUAAGGUUCCAUAUCGUGCCGAACCGGAUGUUGAUGGUAACCGAUCUAGCGAAUCUCCAGGAGGGGACAGUUCUGCCGUCGUUGGAAAGUGGACAGACGCUGGUGGUGACGACCGCAGGUACGGGAGAAGCAUCGUCAGUGAGGAUCAACUACGUUCGUGUGAGGAAUCCUGAUGUGAUGCACAAUCUCAGGAUUGUAGUCCAUAGCGUAGUCUGGCCGUUCCCUCACAUUCACCAAGCAGCUUUCGCUGGAAUUGUUGGAGGCUCGGACUUGGACAUGAGCGUCGAUGGAGCCUUGCAGAAGGGCGAUGGCGGCGAUGUUGGUGGGGGAACUUGUACAGCUACAGAGGGAGGAGGUUGUGCAUCGAGUCCCGCGUCGGUGGUCCAAGCGACGUCUAUUACUGAAGAUAACGAUGGCCUGUGAAAUUCAAGUUUGAUCUUCGUUCUUGAUUCCUGAAAUUUCCACGUUGAAAGAGGUGUUUCUGAUCACAUUCUCUUCGUUCUUUUUCCAUUGGUUUUAUCCUUCGUUUGUUACGCACCUACGGGUUGCCUGGCUCUUUAUGCUUUGAGCCAUUGAUGUACGGAAAAAGCAGAAGUACUGCUAGUGCUACUCUACAGUCUACACUGUAUAGGCUAAUACUGUAUGCCUGCGUGAUUGAAUACUACUACUACCCUACUCCAAGCUGUACGAUGAUA